Messenger RNA from Zeugodacus cucurbitae (melon fly), 2139 nucleotides. Its product is annotated as scoloptoxin SSD14. Gene Ontology annotation, molecular function: glutathione gamma-glutamate hydrolase. The record is from RefSeq and is a predicted model, not a curated record. The transcript has 7 exons. Gene Ontology annotation, cellular component: plasma membrane. Lineage: Eukaryota; Metazoa; Arthropoda; Insecta; Diptera; Tephritidae. The coding region runs from base 170 to 1978 and encodes 602 amino acids. Gene Ontology annotation, biological process: glutathione catabolic process.
UAUAUUGAACUCGUCAGAUAUUUUUUGAAGCUUAUACAUACAUAUAUUCAGAUUGUAGCAAAUGUUUUCUUACUCCAUUCAACAGCAACUACACUGUCGAAAGGUAUUGAAAUGUCAAACUCGACAAAAAUUUAGCAGGAUUGAGCUCACUACGGUCUAAGCCGACGAUAUGAGGAAUAACGGACGUUAUAUUUCAAGGACGCCAUUGAGAAAUGUACAAGCUAUUCAAAUAAAUUCUCCAUUGUUGGCGAAUAAAGGCAACACGAGCCGUUUCAAAAAAUACGCCAAUAUUUGGGUAAUACUAUUACUAGCCAUCAUUGGCAUUUCAUUGGGUUUGGUUCUUGGAUUAAGAAGUAAACAAAAUGGGACUUUAAAGCCUGGUUAUGGUGUCGUUGUUUCAAAUGGUGAUGGUUGUGCCGAAGUUGGGGGACAAAUACUAAGUAGCGGUGGCUCGGCUGUGGAUGCUGCGAUUGCUACUUUGUUAUGUGAGGGUGUGAUGCUGCCUCAUAGCAUGGGUGUUGGCGGUGGGUUUGUGGCUACAAUUUACUGCAAGGAAACGGGUAAAAUCGAAACAAUAAUAGGUCGUGAAACCGCACCAGCUGCUUCAAAUGAGAAAAUGUUUAUUAAUAAAAAAAUUACAGGAGCGCUUGCUGUUGCGACACCCAGUGAAAUAUAUGGAUAUUGGUGUUUGCAUGGAAAAUAUGGGAAAUUGCCUUGGAAGGUACUAUUCGAACCGACAAUUGAGCUAUGCGUUAAGGGUCUUAAAGUAUCAAAAUAUUUGGCGAACGUAUUAAAUAUAUAUUGCGAUCGCAUACGCAGUGAACCCUCAAUGGCCGAGAUAUUUAUUAAUCCAGAAACUGAUGAGCUUUACAAAGAAGGGGAAGUAAUGUAUCGCCAAAAAUUAGGCGAAACCUUGAAAAUAGUGGCUGAAGAAGGUCCAGGGGUUAUUUAUAAAGGUGGGAGAAUUGGCAAAAAACUUGUACAGGAUAUACAAGAAAUGGGUGGAAUUAUUACAGAAGCAGAUUUACAAAACUACGAAGUCCGUUGGGAAGAUGCAAUUGAGGUACAAUUGAAACAUGGUUAUACCUUACAUACCACCCCCUUGCCGACUAGUGGUGUUGUGCUGGCUUUUAUACUUAAUGUAAUUGAACCGAUGUAUACAAAAAAUGAACCUGUAUUUUGGCAUCGAAUGAUUGAAACUUUCAAACAUGCAUAUGGACAUCGAACUUUAUUGGGUGAUGUACAUUUUGAACCGCAUGUUGCUGAGAUCUACAAAACUAUGCUUGACCCAAGUUUUGCGGCUAAGUCUAGAGAACUUAUCUUGGACGAUCGCACAUACAUGGAUUUUACUCACUACGGGGCGAAUUUUACAAAUGAAGAAGACAGGGGAACGGCAAACAUUGCUAUAUUAGCACCGAACGGGGACGCAAUAGCAGUAACAAGUACCGUAAACAGUCAUUUUGGCUCCAAAGUUCGAUCCCGACAAACAGGAAUUAUACUUAAUGACGAAAUGGAUGAUUUUUCAACUCCAGGAGUUGUAAAUGCGUAUGGUAUACCAUCUUCGCCUUCUAAUUACAUAAAACCUGGCAAACGUCCAUUAAGUUCAACGUGUCCCAGCAUAGUGCUUGAUCAAAAUGGAGAUGUUAAGUUAAUGGUAGGAGGUGCUGGGGGUUCUCGGAUCACAACCUCUGUUGCUCAGGUUAUAAUCCGGUAUUUAAUGCUAAACUAUACAAUACACGAAUCCCUUGACGCUGGACGUGUACAUCAUCAGCUGGCGCCUAUGCAAGUGGACGUAGAACCUGAGGUACCAGAACACAUUAACAAUUAUUUGUUGAAAGUUGGUCAUGAAGUUAAUUAUUUGAAUGGAGAUAAGGCAUAUUCGGCACUAACUGCAAUUGGCCUAAAAACAGAGGUGCCUCAGGCCGCAUGUGAUCGCCGUCGUGUAGGCAGCUCGAAAAUUAUUUAUCCAGAUGUUUAAAGUCUAAGAACCACUACUAAAACAUUCGCAUUUUAACGAUUUCCUGCACAUUUUGUAUAUUUUGUAAACCUAGAUAUUUCGUAUGGUUUGAUCUGAGUAAAUAUUGACUGUUGUAUUAUGAAUCAAUACCUUUUAGAGUAACCUUCUAUACUUGCAUAAUU